AUGGCUUAUUCAAAUUUCCAACACUUCAUUACCCUCCUCCUCUUACUUUUCUUCAUUUCACCAACUUUCUCUCAGCAAUCUUUCAGACCUAAAGCCCUUGUUCUCCCUGUCAACAAAGAUAGCGCAAAAGCUCUCCAAUACACAGCUCAAAUCAACCAAAGAACCCCACUAGUCCCACUAAACCUCGUCGUCGAUCUCGGCGGCCAGUUCCUCUGGGUCGACUGUGAAAACAAAUACACUUCCUCCACAUACCGCCCCGCACGCUGCCGCUCCGCCCAAUGCUCCCUCGCCAAAGCAAACGGCUGCGGCGAUUGCUUCUCAUCACCUAAACCCGGCUGCAACAACAACACAUGCGGUCUACUUCCCGACAACACCGUCACCCACACCGCCACCAGCGGCGAACUCGCCGAAGACGUUUUAUCAAUCCAAUCCACCAACGGCUUCAACCCAGGACAAACCGUCUCCGUUUCACGCUUUCUAUUCUCAUGCGCACCAACUUUCUUACUUAAAGGACUCGCAGAUGGUGCUUCUGGUAUGGCUGGUCUCGGAAGAACCAAAAUCGCUUUACCAUCUCAACUAGCUUCUGCUUUUAGCUUUGAUAAAAAAUUUGCCAUUUGCGUUUCGUCUUCAAGCGGGGUCGUUAUAUUCGGGGAUGGUCCUUACGGUUUUCUCCCUAGUAUUGUAUUAGAUUCAAAAUCUCUCGCCUACACGCCGCUAUUAAUCAACCCGGUUAGCACAGCUUCGGCUUUCUCACAAGGAGAGGCUUCAGCUGAGUAUUUCAUCGGCGUGAAAACAAUAAAAAUAGAUGAAAAAGUGGUUCCAGUUAACACGAGUUUGUUAUCUAUAGACAGGAACGGUGUUGGUGGAACAAAGAUAAGUACGAUGGACCCUUACGCGGUUCUAGAAGCUUCUAUUUAUAAAGCGGUUACAGAUGCUUUUGUGAAAGCGUCUAUUGCAAGAAACAUAAAGAGGGUGGGCUCGUUUGCGCCUUUUGAAUUUUGUUUCAGUUCUGAUAGCGUGGGUGCGACGCGAUUGGGUGCGGCUGUUCCUACUAUUGAGCUGUUUUUGCAGAAUGAGAAUACUGUUUGGAGGAUAUUUGGUGCGAAUUCGAUGGUGAAUAUAAAUGAUGAUGUUUUGUGUCUUGGAUUUGUGAAAGGUGGAGAGAAUUUGAGGACUUCGAUUGUGCUUGGUGGGUAUCAGUUGGAGAAUAAUCUUGUGCAGUUUGAUUUGGCUGCCUCUAGAUUGGGUUUUAGCUCUUUGCUCUUUGGACGACAAACCGGAUGUUUUAACUUCAACUUUACCUCCAAUGCAUAG
Messenger RNA from Lathyrus sativus (Indian pea), 1314 nucleotides. NCBI's taxonomy places the organism in Eukaryota, Viridiplantae, Streptophyta, Magnoliopsida, Fabales, Fabaceae. The record is from the annotation of a GenBank genome assembly.